GCCUUCCUAUUUACGUCGUGAAAUAUUUCUUAGCACUACUUCGUUAUUUCAACGUGUUAUCAAUUGAAGAAUUUGAAAGUGCUAGUUUUACGAUUUAUUCCAAAAACGUAUCUAAAAAUCCGUCGUUGUGAUGCCAACUAGUGAACUAACGUUAUUUCCAGAAGGCGAACUUCGUGAAUUUCAUUUCUUAAGUCUACUUUCGUUUUCGCCUUCUUUAACAUAUGCGUAUUGAUCUUUUCAUGUUGUCCGAUUCAAGACAGGUUGACAGCCUACUUUCAUUUUUGGAUUUAUAGUCAAACCCUCAGAACUUUAAUUUGUAAGCAUUGAAUCUGAACAUGGUGAAAUGUGACGACAAAGUGGAUGGACUUCACAGUCAGGAAGGAACCGACUGCAGCAACGAUGAACAGGAAAACCUACUGAUUUACAGGGCAGAGAUUUAUCGCCUGGAGAGCUUCAAAAAUUGGCCCUGCCAGUCAAUAGUACGGAAAGAGGACCUAGCAAGAAAUGGCUUCUAUUACCUUGGAGAUAGGGACAGGGUUCAAUGUGUCUUUUGCAAUGCCAUAUUAAGUUGUUGGGAAAAGGGAGACAAUGUUAUUGAAGAACACAAGCGGCACUCAAAAAACUGUCCUCUUGUAUUGGGGAAAAGAACAACCAAUAUACCCUAUUCUCCGAGCCAGGACUGUCUAUCUGAUGUGCAGCCAGCUUUUCCCGAGUUCCAGAAUUACACCAAGAGGCUGGAAUCCUUUAAUGAGUUCUGGCCAAAAGCCAUGAAACAGAGACCCAAGGAACUGGCAGCUGCUGGGUUGUUCUACACAGAAAAGGGGGAUGCUGUGAAGUGCUUCCAGUGUGGUGGAAUGCUUCGUAAUUGGGACCCCCAGGACAAACCCUGGGAGGAGCAUGCUCGGUGGUUCCCAAGGUGUUUAUUUAUUCGUGAGAAUAACCUGAUGUCUCCAGUAAGGGUUCCUCUCCACAGAGAAUUCAUACGGCGUAGAAAAACCUCCCUGGGAUAUGACGAAAGCCUAAUUGAAAUGUUUGAACUAGACAGACGACGCAGAGGAUUGCCUGAAUGUGAAGAUGAAGAUACAUUUGUGACAGAAAUAGAAAAGUUCAAAGUUCAACAAGAAUCCCAACCUCCUUCUCAAAUAUCAAAUCCACCAAUCAAUGAAGUUGUAUGGAAUUUUAAUGAGGAGAAUCUUGGUAAUUCCAAUGAGCCAAUGGGCUACGAUGAGGUAGACAUGGGUGGGAGGGCGUGUGUGGGGUGUAAGCGGACCGACUCCAGGGAUAGCCUCACCCUCCAGCCCUGUCACUGCAAUUGUUGCGACAAGUGUCUGGAUGACCUGACUCACUGUCCCUCCUGUAAAACAAAAGUCAGGGCAGCCGCUAAAACAAACUAAACAGGCUGGCUAGUGUGGAGCCGAUAACUAUUGACAUUUCUCUGUGUUCGUAAAUACUGGUACUAAGGCUUGUAAUUGAAAAUGUUUUGUUUUGAAUGCUAGUAUGCUGUACAUUUUGUACAAUUUUCAAUUCCUUAUUAAGUACAGAUUUUUAAAAUGUAAAUUUUAAUAAGAAUCAAUCAAGCUAUGAGAUGCAUUGUGUGUUUUUAUUCAAUAAAAAUAUGUUGUGUGCAUGUAGACAGAGUCAUAUAGGCAAUUACUACCAUAGUAUAUCAUGUACCAGUUAACUUAUAGACACUGGAGAUGUGUUUUAGUUAUUUUGACUUUUAAAUUCACACUACCAGUUGAUAUUAAAUUAAGAAAAUACACAUAAUGAAUCUUCGGACAUAUUCUUAGUUUAAAAAUUUCUGUUUGUGAGAGAAAUGGCAUCCUUGUUUAUACAGAUACUGUACAUGUAUUUGUAAUGUAAUAUUGUAAUAUUAACAUUGCAUGCACCUUUAAUAAAAUGAAAAUUUUAAUCUUUAUGUCCUUUUGUAUUUCAAAUCCCAAAAGAAAUUAAAGAACUAGAACUUGAAACAAGAUAUUUUGGUACUGGUUUGUCUAAAAAGUUUGCAACAGGAAAACAUAACUGUCUUAACUUCCAACAUGUUGCUUUUUAACAUGAAAAUGUGGUGUGACCUUCCACUAACAUUAAUUUGUCAAAAUGCAUCUCUUUCUUGCCUUAUCCACAGAACUAUCUUUGACUAUUAAGGGUUUUACAAUAGAUAUAUAUUACAUGAUAUAUUUAAA
Molecule: messenger RNA, 2183 nt
Organism: Magallana angulata
Lineage: Eukaryota; Metazoa; Mollusca; Bivalvia; Ostreida; Ostreidae
Product: baculoviral IAP repeat-containing protein 7-A-like
Exons: 5
Coding region: 336-1394 (352 amino acids)
Biological process (GO): regulation of cell cycle; negative regulation of apoptotic process
Cellular component (GO): spindle microtubule; cytoplasm; nucleus
Molecular function (GO): cysteine-type endopeptidase inhibitor activity involved in apoptotic process
Source: RefSeq, a predicted model, not a curated record